Haliotis rufescens (red abalone) is the source of this 2616-nucleotide messenger RNA. Its product is annotated as ionotropic receptor 25a-like. Gene Ontology annotation, biological process: modulation of chemical synaptic transmission; synaptic transmission, glutamatergic. Gene Ontology annotation, molecular function: glutamate-gated receptor activity; transmitter-gated monoatomic ion channel activity involved in regulation of postsynaptic membrane potential. Bases 170 to 1576 code for a protein of 468 amino acids. NCBI's taxonomy places the organism in Eukaryota, Metazoa, Mollusca, Gastropoda, Lepetellida, Haliotidae. The record is from RefSeq and is a predicted model, not a curated record. The transcript has 8 exons. Gene Ontology annotation, cellular component: postsynaptic membrane; plasma membrane.
GACAAAACCAACAGAAAUAGGGACAUGGUCAAGACAAAGCAGUAUACAGCUACAUAAUGCUUCAACUAAAGGUCACAAGAGUCCCAAUGUAGUUGUUGUAACCAAACACGAACCCCCGUUUGUGAUACGCGAGGAGACUGAGAACGGAACACAGUACACGGGGUUCUCCAUGGACGUGUUCAAGGAGAUCUCACGGCGUCUUGACCUCGACUUCACGGUGUAUGAACCCAGGGAUGGACAGUAUGGCAAACAGAACCCUGACGGAACGUGGACAGGACUGAUGGGUGAAAUACUGACUGGGUAUGCCGACAUAGCUGUAGCGUCCAUGUCCAUGACAACUGAGAGAGACAUGGUAGCCGACUUCACAACUCCAUACUACGAAUUCGGGGGCUUUCAAAUCCUCAUCAAGAACAAUAACCCGGGCACAUCUCUACUGGCAUUUGCUAACGUGUUUUCCGGGGAGGUGUGGGCGUGUUGGGCGUCCGUCCUUCUCCUGUCGGGUCUCCUCGUGUGUGUCUUCGAACGCUUGAGUCCCUUCAGUCCCUACAACAAGGAUCAGCAUAAGGCACGGAAGAAGUUCACUGUGAAAGAGGGACUGUGGCUUGUAACGGCGUCAUUUCCCAUGGCAGGUCCGGAGUGCACUCCUCGAACGUUCUCGACUCGUAUGCUGGUUGGAGGAUUCUGGUUCUUCUGCAGCAUCAUGAUGGCCACCUACACGGCUAACCUGGCAGCCUUCCUCACCACAUCCAGGCUCAGCGUCCCCAUAGAGUCGCUUGAUGACCUCGCAAAACAGAACACAAUCAAGUAUUCCGUGGUUCAAGGAACGGUGAUCCACGAAUACUUUCAAAGGAUGGCGAAAAUAGAAUCGGAUCUUUACCAGGAAUGGAAAAGCAUGAGUUUUUACACCAAGAACAUAGGCACCUCUCGUACACUGCCCGCUAACUAUGCUGUGUGGGAUUACCCACUGGGGGACAAGUACCUCACGAUCUGGAGAUCCAUCCAGAAGACUGGCUUGAUAAAUAAUACUCGUGAAGGCAUUGCCAAAGUACUGGCAGGUAAUUUUGCCUUGAUUCAUGAAUCGCCUAUGAUACAAUACGAACUCUCCAAACACUGUGAUUUGCUUGCUGUUGGCAAACAGUUCAGCAGCAGAUCGUACGCAUUUGCUCUGGCAGAAGGUUCGCCACUGACCCGCAUCAUCUUAUAUACGAUAUUACAACUGCAGUCCGAGACUAUUCUGGAAACUAUGAAGACGAAAUGGUGGAAGAACGGCAGUUUGACAUGUUCCCAGGUUGAUGAAAGCGGCGGCCUCACAUUUCACACUGUCGGUGGCAUCUUCGUUGUUGCUAGUGUCGGCAUUGGACUUGGAGUAAUUGCCCUUGGUCUAGAGCGUCUGUGGGCAUCAUUGACAAGGGUGCCGAAAGAGCAACAUAACACUCAAGUAACGUCGCUGAAUGGCCAAACAAAUCUUGCCGCUGACUUCAACCCGGGGAUCAGUUAUCUUGCCAAGGAGUUCUACGGUGAGGAGGGCACGGCCGACAUUGACGCUAUCACACUGGAGAUGGCGCGAAUGUAUUAGUUGAAUUUUCACCAUGACUUCAAGCCAUGUAAAUGCCCAUAGAGAGAAUUUAUGGAUGUCAACUUCUGUAUUAUGAGGAACACAACGUUUCGGGGUAUAUGCUUACUCCUUCAUCGGGUGAAAUGUCAACUUCUUUAUUAUGGGGAACGUUUCGGAGUAUAUGCUUACGCCUUCAUCGGGGGAAAAGACAUUUCACCCGAUGAAGGAGUAAGUAUAUACUCCGAAACGUUGCGUUCCUCAUAAUAAAGAAGUUGACAUAAAUAAAUUCUCUUCCUUAAGUGUAUCACUUCUAAAUGCCUUUCAAACACUAUGUACAUGCAGUUUCAUUUCUUCAGGUGGCGGUUUAUAACAGAAACGUGCUUGAACAGACACCAUUUACUAAGUAUUAUGCUUAUAUACAUCCAAGAAUUUCAUAAUCAUUGGUAGAAUAGGUCUUAAGCAACCCAUACUUGCCGUGAAAGGCGACUAACGGGAUUGGGUGGUCAGGCUCGCUUACUUGGUUGAUACAUGUCAUCGAUCCCAAUUGCGUGGAUCGAUGCUCAUGAUGUCAAUCACUGGGUUUUCUGGUCCAGAUUCGAUUAUUUUACAGACCGCCGUCAUAUAGCUGGAAUAUUGCUGAGUGCGGCGUUAAACAACAAACUAACAAACAAAUCAUAAUCAUUGAGGCUGUUUCAUUAUUUCUAUUGCAAUAUUCUAUUUGCUACCACAAUACGAAAGUAGAAAUGUGUGACCACUUUGCUCCCUUCAUAUAGUCGUCCAUAUUUGUGGGCGAUAUGGUAGCCUAGUAGCGUUCGCUCGUCACGCAAAAAGACCAAGGUUCGAUUCCCCACAUUGGUUCAAUGUGUGAAGCCCAUUUCUGGCGUUCACCGCCGCGACAUUGCUGGAAUAUUGCUAAAAGCGACGUAAAGCUAUGAUGCUUAUGCCCUCACUCACACACAUUUGUGAUGCAUUACAGGAAUCCAAGAAGAAUGUAUAUUUUACCAACACUAUGCGCAUGUAAAUAAACAUAACUAUAUCUAAUAAAGUUCACUUUGAGUAUU